AACGUGUACAGUGAUACAACCUCUGCACGGAAUAUCCCUCGGCAUAUGAACCAUAGAUUCGCGCGACAUCGACGAACCAAAUCAGGUCAAUGAUCCCAACGCUGACAUAAAUAGCAUCCGAAAUUUCUCUUCCCGUUUUGUAUUAAUGCGCAAAACCCCCCAUUGUCCGGGAGAAGGAACUUCAAGCUUGUCGGAUUGGAGAUUCAGAGUCCAUCCAUGGGUUUUGCGAAACUCCUGCCCUUGCUAUGGCUCUCUCUUCUUGUUUCAUGUGACGGGAGGCCGUUAUACCCUCUCCCCGGAAAAGGGUUCAAUGGCGUUAAGCCGCCAUUACAGACUUCUCGUCCCUAUAACAUCGCUCAUAGAGGCUCCCAUGGAGAGAUCCCCGAGGAAACUGCACCUGCUUACUUGAGAGCCAUUGAAGAGGGGGCAGAUUUCAUAGAGACGGAUAUUCUGUCAUCCAAAGAUGGUGUUCUUAUAUGUUUCCAUGACGUUAUCCUCGAUGAUACAACUGAUGUUUCCGAGCACAAGGAGUUUGCAGAUCGUAAAAGGACAUACGAGGUUCAAGGGUCAAAUGUUACGGGAUUUUUCACUGUUGAUUUUACACUCGAAGAGCUGAAGAAACUUCGUACGAAGCAGAGAUAUUCUUUCCGGGAUCAGCAAUACAACGGAAAAUUCCCUAUCAUUACUUUUGAAGAAUUCAUCGCCAUUGCUCUGGAUGCUCCAAGGGUUGUCGGAAUAUAUCCCGAGAUAAAAAAUCCAGUCUUCAUCAACCAGCGCAUAAAAUGGCUCGGCGGUAAGAAAUUCGAGGAUAAAUUCGUGGAGACUCUGAAGAAAUACGGAUAUAAAGGCACGUAUUUGUCCAAGAGUUGGUUGAGAAAACCGGUAUUUAUUCAGUCAUUCGCCCCGAGCUCACUUGUGUACAUAUCGAAAUUGACAAACUCGCCGAAAGUUUUCCUAAUCGACGACAUUACCAUGCCGACCCAAGACACUAACCAGACGUACUCGGAGAUCACAUCCGAUGCAUAUUUCAGCUACAUCAAAGAAUAUGUUGUCGGGAUUGGACCGUGGAAAGAUACCAUCGUUCCCGUACAGAACAACUAUAUGCAGACACCAUCCGACUUAGUCAGAAGAGCUCACGCUCAUAAACUACAGGUGCAUCCGUACACAUACAGGAAUGAGAACCAGUACCUGCACUUCAACUUCAGCCAAGAUCCGUACAAGGAGUACGGUUACUGGAUUAACGAGAUCGGGGUUGACGGGCUAUUCACCGAUUUCACGGGCAGUCUCCAUAGCUUUCAAGAAUGGACGACGUCCCGACGACGACGGGGGGCAGAAGAUGGAGAGGAGUCGAGGCUCUUGCGUCAGAUUGCUUCAUUGGUGGCUCCAUAUGUACGUCAUUGAGCUGAUGUGUGUAUAUAUUUUGCUUUGAGCUCUGCAACUGAGUCAGCAUCCUUGGCUGUUGGAACAUUGUUCUCAAGAGCUUGAUUUCUUGUCUGUACACACAAAAAAAAAAGACAUUUAAUA
Molecule: messenger RNA, 1524 nt
Organism: Tarenaya hassleriana
Lineage: Eukaryota; Viridiplantae; Streptophyta; Magnoliopsida; Brassicales; Cleomaceae
Product: glycerophosphodiester phosphodiesterase GDPD6
Exons: 8
Coding region: 217-1401 (394 amino acids)
Biological process (GO): lipid metabolic process
Cellular component (GO): vacuole
Molecular function (GO): glycerophosphodiester phosphodiesterase activity
Source: RefSeq, a predicted model, not a curated record